Molecule: messenger RNA, 1272 nt
Organism: Penicillium pulvis
Lineage: Eukaryota; Fungi; Ascomycota; Eurotiomycetes; Eurotiales; Aspergillaceae
Product: glycoside hydrolase family 39 protein
Exons: 2
Coding region: 1-1272 (423 amino acids)
Source: RefSeq, a predicted model, not a curated record
AUGAUUCGCUCUGGGAUUUUGACAGCUCUCCUGGCCACAUCGCUGGCAGCGGCAGAUAAUAUCACUGCCACUGUCAAUCUUGCCGUGACAAAAGGACCUCCCAAGCACUUGGCCUCCGGAUUCAUUUACGGAAUCCCUGACACGGCGGACUUUAUCCCAGACCAUUGGUACACGGAUAUGGGAUUCCGGUAUGGUCGAGCUGGAGGCGCGCAGCUAGAAGCUCCAAAUCGGGGUUGGAUCUGGGGUUUGAAGGAAUACAAAGGUCGUCUUGCUUCGACUCUUUCGAACUAUGAUACCAGUCGCAAGUAUGGCGCGGACUUUAUUAUCUUGCCCCAUGAUAUAUGGGGAACGGACCAUGCCAACUCGUCGACUGUCUGGCCGGGUGACAACGGCGAUUGGACAAAUUAUGAUCUGUUUAUACGCACAUUGAUGGCCGAUCUCAAGGCUAAUAAUGCGCUUGAGGGAGAGGAUGCGGACUUCAACAAGGUCCAAAUCUCGGGACCUACACUGGCUGGCUCGCCUCAAACUGACAACAGCUGGUGGACGAACUGGCUAUCUCAAGUCGCCGGCAACAAAACAAUUCCGGAUCAAUACGCAUAUCACCUGGAAGGAGUAUCCACCGAUUAUUAUGAUGACCUCCAAAACACCAAUGUAACAUUGACAGCCAUGCUUAAAACAUACAAAUUGCCCUCAAGACAAGUUAAUAUCAACGAGUACGCCAACUUCGCAGAGCAGAUUCCCGCUGGCGCAGCAUGGUGGAUCUCACGACUGGAGCGCUACGACACACUUGGACUCCGAGGAAACUGGCAGAGUCUCUGCGUCCUACAUGACCUAUUCGCCAACCUCCUAACAAAAGUCGUCGAUCCAACCGUCUGCACCGAGACGGACUACGUUUCCGCUCCAGAAUACCAGGUUUACAAAUACUACAACCUCAACAUGACCGGUGAACGGGCGAGUACCACUGGCACAGGCGACCGGUUAAUGGACGUAUACGCGACCAUAGAUAAGGACAAAGUCCGCAUUCUCUGCGGUGUCCGAGUUACCGAAGGUACUUGGCAGAUUACGGUUGAUAACAUGAGUGCAGUUGGACUUCCGAAGUCGGGCACGAUUGAUAUUCAGACUUGGGGAUUUGCUGGCACCGAUGUCUGGGAAGAGGUUGAUUCGUAUAGUGAUCGGGGGAUUGUUUCGCAUACUUAUUCGGGGAAUACGUUGACUUUCCCCAUUUAUCAGACUGAUACUAGUACGGCUUGGGCUUUUGAGUUUGCGAGGUAG